AUGGUCGCCCCACGGAACGCCGUACAUGCGGAAGAGAGUGCGGAGGUGGAGGUGCUUUAUGCAGAUUUAGAAAAGCUUAAUGCCCUGACAAAGAAAAUCCAAGGCUCAUUAUCACGUCUUGAAGCAAGUGGAAAGGUGGUCAAAGAUGCCAUAGGUCCUAUUUACAACAAUACCCAGGGCCUACAGGUCACCAACAACAAUAUUGACAAGAUAAACGAGGCCAUAGAUAGGCUUCGCCGACCAUUAGAUGUUAAGGGAAAGGAGGAGGCCAUUAUUCGCGCUGGACCGCAGAAUGCUGGAUUACCACAAUACCUCGGCGCUCUUAACCGCAUUGCCAUUGCACUUACAGAUCUCCAGGCUACCAAAAUUCGCUCCAAUCAAAAAGCGAUUUCUGAAUUCAGUACUCUUCUCGCAACAGGUAGCGCUCAAGUGCAAGACCUUUACCGCUCCAUCCUACGAGCAAAUGUUGGAACUAUAGAGCCACUACAUUACUUAACUAAACAACUUCCCUUUCCCUCCAUACCGGAAGAUAGAAUCCAAGACUUAGCACCACUUUGCACAGCAAUUUCAAAUGUGUCGAAGGGGAUCCCUUCAAAUGACCCGAAUGAAAACCCUGCGAUUACAAUUUAUGCCGAAACUCGCGGCCCUUACGUCACCUCUAGCUUGCAAAAUCUCGCGACAGCGUCCAUUAGUACGGCAAAACGACGCCCCACGGAUGGACCUUAUAAACAAGGAACGAACGGCAUUAGCGUCUAUGCGAGUGGCAUAGAGGGAAUGGUUGUGGCAGAGAAUGAAAAUGUGCUUGGUGUCUUCCCACCUGCUUACCAGGGUAAAGCAUUACAAGCCACCUGCCGAUUUGCCCUAGCAGAAUUCUCAAAAACACUAAGAGAAUUGAACAUGUAUAUCAAAAACAAUCUCAUGACGGAUUGCUUCCUUGCUUUUGAAAUUAUUGAAAUUGUUACGUCCUUGUCAUACCGACUCGACUCAAAGACUGGAGAGUUGAAAAAUCUUUUUUUUGAAGCGCUUAGGCCUGUAAGGGAGACCGCUAAGUCGUCUCUUUCCGAAAUUCUGGAAGAAACCCGACGAAAAGCGUCUAAUCUUGCUGUUCUCCCUAAUGAUGCAGCACCGGUACCCCUAGUGAAUGAGGUCAUGAGUACCUUAGCUACCCUGACUGCCUACUCUGCACCGUUAGCUUCUAUUCUCACCUCCCUUGGAGAUGGGAACUGGAAACCAGCGGGCUCCAACACCAACGCCCCCCUUGAUGUUAACCCAGAUAGCUCAACAAUCCUCUCCCAUUUCAUCCUUGACAUGGUAGAAGCUCUGCUUUCGGCACUUGACCUCCGGGCGAGAAGUUUACUCCGAUCAAAGUCGACUAUUGGGGUGUUCCUUGCCAACUGUAUUUGCGUUGUUGACCGUUCUAUUCGCAAUAGCAGUGAGCUCUCGAGAUAUCUUUCUACUCCCCAAAAUGAGGCUCGGCUUGACGUAUGGCGAAAGAAAGCCGUGUCGACUUAUAUCGAUGCGUGGCGCGAGCCAUCUUCGCAGCUCCUUGACGUACAAUACACAAGCCGAGGUGCCCGCCCCACAUCCGGUGGACCCGUCGAUUCUACUGCCAUUGUUAAGUCACUCUCGUCAAAAGACAGAGAUGUCAUCAAAGACAAAUUUAAGGGCUUCAAUUCCUCCUUUGAAGAUCUUAUUGCGCGGCACCAAUCAUAUUACAUAGAACGCCAAGUUCGCACGGCCCUAGCUAAGGAGGUGCAGAGUCUCAUUGAGCCCUUGUACGCAAGAUUCUGGGAUCGAUAUCAUGAAAUUGACAAAGGCAAGGGAAAGUAUGUGAAAUAUGACAAGGGGGGGCUAGCAGCACAGCUAUCAGCCUUGAAUUAG
This is a messenger RNA of Ophidiomyces ophidiicola, 1881 nucleotides long. It is a transcript of the gene EXO70, whose product is annotated as exocyst complex component exo70. The transcript is spliced from 3 exons. Gene Ontology annotation, molecular function: phosphatidylinositol-4,5-bisphosphate binding. The record is from RefSeq and is a predicted model, not a curated record. Bases 1 to 1881 code for a protein of 626 amino acids. Gene Ontology annotation, biological process: exocytosis. Lineage: Eukaryota; Fungi; Ascomycota; Eurotiomycetes; Onygenales; Onygenaceae. Gene Ontology annotation, cellular component: exocyst.